This is a messenger RNA of Paramuricea clavata, 1873 nucleotides long. Lineage: Eukaryota; Metazoa; Cnidaria; Anthozoa; Malacalcyonacea; Plexauridae. The record is from the annotation of a GenBank genome assembly.
AAUCCAAUUAACCCGGCCAGGUGAUAAGGUCCUUCUUAAAAAUUCCAAAACAUCUGGAAAACUGGAUCCAAAGUUUGAAACCAAACCAUACAUUGUUCAAACUAAAGAAGGACAGGAACUAACUGUCAAGUCGGACGAAGUUGUAGUGUACAGGCGAGACAUUUCAUUUGUGAAACCCUAUCAAGAACCAGGAGUGCAAGAAACCGUUACGGAGUCUGAAAGAUCUGAAGAUACAGCUGUAUCACCUACGAAAGACGGUAAUCCUGUUGCAGUGCCAAUAAGCAGACCAUCCCGAGUGAGAAAAUUACCAGACAAGUUCAAGGAUUUUGUGUUGAACACUGUAAGAUAACUUAGUAUAAUGUAGAUUUUUAUAUAGUAUAAGUAUGUAACUGAACUUCGUGGGAGUAUAAAACUUAAUUAAUUUCGAACAGUUGAUAACAUAUAAAAGUACUUUAAAGUUCAUAUUUCGCAUUUGCAGAUGGUAGGUUUUGUUUGUACAAAGGAAGGGAAUGUAGUGUUUACUAUAUUGUUGUAACAUGAAGUAUAAAAAAAGAUGAGGAAUCCAAGAUGGCGUUUUAGUAAAUAUACGUGUUCAGUAAAUUGUUUAUGUUUAAUCGAGUUCAAUCUGUUGUUUUAUCGGGAUACACACUAUACGCGACGCUUCAAACAGUCCUCAGGUCUGUCCAGUCAGGCACCUCGAACAAAGACCUUGGUCUCUUUUUUAGCCAUCGAAACGAAUUUCCUUCUCUGACGGGGUCCUGCUUAGAAAUAACCGCAUAGUUAUCCCUCGGUCUCUACAACAAAGAGUUCUCGAGCUUGCUCACCAGGGGCACCAAGGCAUAGCUAAGACGAAAGCCCGUUUGCGUACUAAGGUAUGGUGGCCGAGAAUUUCCACGGAAGCGGAAACAUUCUUAAAACGGUGCUAGCCUUGUGUUGUAGCGCAUGAGCCAACAAAACCUAGUUUCACCCCACUGAAACCCACCACCCUCCCAAAAGCAGCCUGGUUAUUGAUAGAGAUGGAUUUUGUAGGCCCAUUUCCCACCGGAGAAAAUCUGUUGGUGAUAGUCGACUAUUAUGGUCGAUAUCCCGAAGUAGAAAUCAUGAAGCACAUCACGACUGCCGUCCUGGAACCGCGCCUUCGUCGAAUUUUUGCACGAUACGGAGUACCCCAGGAAAUUGUCACGGACAAUGCCAAAACAUUCCGGUCAUCCAGGUUCUCUAACCUUAUGAGAGAAUUUAGUAUCAAGCACAAAAAAUAACUCCCCGGUAUCCACGUGCGAAUGGCGAAGCAGAACGGCUAAAUCGCAGUAUCAACAAAGUGGUCCAAACCGCAAUAGCCGAGUCACGGGAUUGGCGAAAGACCAUCGACGCUUGGCUGUUGGCCUGUCGUACCACGCCUCAUAUGGUCACCGGCCAGCCACCAGCAGCCAUGAUGUUCGAACGAAACGUCAACGACAAGCUUCCAUCACUACCGCCGUCAGCGCCCAUAAAGAUCCACCGUAUGUCAUACCGACAGCACGACGCCAACAACAAGCAAAAGCGAAAGUGCUACCACGACAUUAAGAAGAAAGUGCAGCCCAGUUCAAUUAAAGUCGGCGAUCAGGUCCUUAUCCGUUCGGAAAAGAAAGGCAAAGUAGCACUACCGUGGCGUGCCAAUACGUUUCGUGUCACCGCCGUCAAGGGUGACUCCAUCCUAAUAGAAGAUGGAAAUCACCGCCUCAUGCGCCACUCUACGGCUGUUAAGAAAGUGCCAAUAACAGUUACAACUGCCCCAGAUGUUCCAACAACACCUCCAGAAGCAAUUGUUGCUCAACGACCUCGUCGCUCCAUAAAACGACAACCAGACUUAAUCGGUUAUAGUUCUACCGCAUGA